This is a messenger RNA of Sus scrofa (pig), 3121 nucleotides long. It is a transcript of the gene TLE6, whose product is annotated as TLE family member 6, subcortical maternal complex member. Gene Ontology annotation, molecular function: protein binding; transcription corepressor activity. Gene Ontology annotation, cellular component: transcription regulator complex; nucleus. Gene Ontology annotation, biological process: negative regulation of canonical Wnt signaling pathway; regulation of DNA-templated transcription. The record is from RefSeq and is a predicted model, not a curated record. NCBI's taxonomy places the organism in Eukaryota, Metazoa, Chordata, Mammalia, Artiodactyla, Suidae.
AGACCCGCCGGUCUCCUGGAGGACCUCAGGGUCCCUGGGCUGGGGAGGAGGCUGGAGGGAUGCUGAGGGGUAGAAGCGAAGUGAAGAAGGGUUAGGCUUGCUGCUACAGGAGUGAUUGGAGUAGAGCGAAGUCUCUUUCCUCCUGAGAAAUUUCUCCUAAUGCACCUGGCCAACUCUUACUCAUCCGUCAAAACCCCUUUCCAAAUUAUGUUCUCCCGUACUUUAAGAAGUUGUCUCAAAACUAAGAUUGAGCUUUGGCAUCCUUCUCUGGGUUUCCUCCCACCCUGACUGCUCCUGGCGGGGUGUGUAGGUGUUCAGAACCAUACCCCCCCCACCACCUCAUAAGAGUCCCUGGCUAAAGUCUUUGUGACUUCUGCCUGAAGAUGACCUCUCGGGGCCAUCGCAGCCCCCACGAGCACCUUCAAAAGAUGGUGAGGCCUCCAGGAACUUUGGCUCAUCCUGAGGCCAGCCUUCCAGCCCUGAACUACCAGGAGGUUCUGGAUCAACUCAAGCAGCAGUUCCCCAGGUUCCCCACUCACUUGACAUCACAGAUGAACAGCGCUUACUACCUGUUCCAGAAGAUCCGGCAGGGGCUCCAGGAACAUCACAAGCAGGCAGAGAACUUCUUACAGAUGAUGGAGACUUGUAGUCAAUCCUUGGGCUUCCAGCUGGGGAAGCACCAGGGGAACCAGGACUCCCAGCACCCAGGGUCUGAGACCCUGCAGCCCUCCGGUCUCCAGAGGCCAAACUUCGAAGACAUGGCCACAAGGUCAUCCGACUGGCCCCAGCAGGCCCCUGGAGAAGACAAGGACACAGUCCACCAGCUAGACACGUGGCCAUCCUGGGACCCUGAGCCCAGGUUUUGGCAGGAUGUUCUGAUGGAACUACUCUGGCGGAUGUUUGCCUUGACUCACGAUCAGGGGGAGCACCCGAGAUGCAUGAUGACCGAACAGGCAACAGACCUGCCCUUGAGUGCCCUCGGAGGACCUGAGCCUGUCUGCAGUUCCACAUGCAAGGAGGGAUGGCACUUGAGGCCGCUGGAGCAUCCUGUCCACACCACCUGGGCCCUCCAAGCCAGCUCUGGUUCUCAGAGCACCCCCGCCCCCACCGCCGGCAGGUCCUUUGUUCUGAACCACCUCCCCAAUUCCCACGGGCAGGAAAGCCAGGACCCAGGACCACGACACUUGAAAGUGGAAGUGCUUCCCAAGGCCUCUUUGGUUUUCAGCUCUGCCAGGCCCUCCUCCAGCUCCUCUGAGGACACCCAAAAAGGGAGCUCAGGACUGGGCACUAUAGCAGGAGGGGUGUUCUCCCACAAGGCCCAGGAGCUUGCCGGGAAAGCCCAUCAGUUUCUGAAGCCUAUAUGCUGGGACCCCGAGGACUUUGAAGACACAUGGAAUAGGCCUGACAUCUUGCCCUGGCAAUCCAAGAAGCUGGCCAUCCCACACCGAGUGGAGAAGAUGCGGAGGCUAGAUCAUGGGGAGCCUGUGCUGGCCACGGCCAUCAGCAGCUUCACGCGGCACGCCUUCACCUGCGGCAGGGGUGGCGUCAAGGUGUGGAGCCUGGUCGGCCAGGUGGCAGAGGCCACGUUUCCAGAGAGCUACCUGCGUGUCCAGACCCAGGGGGCCUACCUGCGCACCUGCUUGCUGAUGUCGAAUAGCACCACCCUGCUGACGGGCGGCCACAACCUGGCCGGCGUGAGCCUGUGGGACCUGACAGCACCCUCCCUGCACGUGAGAGCAGAGCUGCCCUGUACGGGCCUCACCUGCCAGGCCCUGGCCGCCAGCCCCGAGGACAGCCUGGCCUUUGCCAGCUUCACCAACGGCACCGUCAGGAUCUGGGACCUUCGGAACCAAAGCGUGGUCAGGGACCUGCCAGGAUACCUGAACGGAGCCAGGAGCAUUGCUGUCAAAGACCAGACCAUCUGGACUGGGGGUCUGGAUGCUUACCUGCGGUGCUGGGACCUGAGGACUGCUGGGGAGCCCCAGGAAUACCAGUUCGAGUCCCAGAUAAUGAGCCUAUCCCCCAGCCCCCAGGAGGAGUGGGUGCUGGUGGGCACAGCCAAUGGCCAGCAGUGGCUGCAGCCCACCCUUGGGGGCCAGAAGCACAUGGCGGGGUGUAAGGAUGGCACCAUCCUUGGUCUCAAGUUCUCCCCACUUGGCCAGUGGUGGGUGACUGUGGGCACAGACAACCUGGUCAGCAUCUACAGCAGGUGCACAGGGACCACAGUGGUCCAGGUUCCCGAGUCAUCCUCCGUCAUGUGCUGUGAUGUAUCCGCCAGCAACCGCCUGAUCAUCACGGGGUCCAGGGACCACGCCUCAGUGUACCAGAUCAUGUACUGAGGCCUUGCCAGGGUGGGUGGGGUGGGCACAACUGGGCCUGUGAUCUUUGUCACGUGUAAUAAAGCAGCUGGAAAAAGAAUUGAUUUGGUGCUGCGUCCUGGCCCCAGCCAUUGCAUGGAGAUUUGGAAGGACUCUGUCCAGCUUGCGUCUCUGGGCCUUUUGAGUCCACAUUUCCUGAGACUGAUCAGAGCCCUUGACCCCCACUGUCGUGGGGGCUGGAUGUGGAACCCUUCUUCCUACUCUGUGAGCUCAUCUCGUCUCACGCAGAGAUGUUCCCAGGCCCUGCCUAUAAACCCAGGGAUGGGGUCCUCAGUCAUUCAAGAUACCUGCGUUGUUAGACCAGUGCUUCUCACCCCAGGGGACACCGGGCCAUGCCUGGGGUCAAGUGUGAUUGUCACAACCUGGGGGGGGGGCUCUUGGCAUGGGGUGGGUGGGGGCUUGCGGUGCUCCUCGGCAUCCCACAGUGCCUGGGGUGGCCCUGCAACCAAGAAUUACACAGAACCAGUGUCAGCCAUGCCAAGGGGGAGAGUUACAGCAGUGGCUCUCACCGGCCAGCACUCUUCCAUCCUCUCAGUAGGGCUCCGAAAGCACAAUUUGCCCACCCCCGUCCUUCCAGGAUGAACAGCAUCCUGGGUGGCAUCAUCUGGACCAGAGAACCAGCCCGUCUUCAGAAACUACCCAGGCAUGACUGUUUCCAGCAGGGAUACUGCCACCCUGCCAUCUCCCCUCCAGAAGCUUCCCUGCCUCACCCUCAGUUCCCUCUGAGCCAUGGUUCUGGUGGC